ACUUCUAUCGGCGCUGUUAUGCAGAAUGAACAGUUUAUUAAUAUUUUGGAUUCCAUUGUUUUUUCUAAGCAAUGCUGUUCAAAUUUCUUCGUAUAUGCAAUUUAACAAGAAUGAUUGCCUAAUUGGAAAGGGCCAAUAUGCAAUAAAUUUGCAGCGAUUGGCAAAAACUAACGGUUUACCUAGAUAUGUAACGACAAAUGGUAAUUGGACCUAUUUUUUCAAUCCGUGCAAUCCGUUCAAUCAACCUGUUCACCCUAAUUGGGCUCUUGGUUCAGUGUGUUUCAAUGCCAUAAUAUGUGCAACGAAAGAGAUAAAUCCGUUAUCAUUUAAAGAUAGAGAUACUAUAGACAUUGGAGAAAAUGAAAAUGAAAAUGACGAUGAAGAAGAAGAAGACGAAGAAGAUGAAGAUGAAGAUGAAGAUGAAGAUGAAGAUGAAGAGGAAGAAGAGGAAGAAGAUGAUGACAAAGAUGAUCUAGAAGAUAGGGAGAGCGAUAAAAAAUCUAACAGUAAAUAUAAAUCUACUAUAGAAAAAAAAGGGGAAGAAAAUGUCGAAGAAGAGAAUGAAUAUCAUAUUAACUAUACAACAAUAGCCGUUAAACAAAUUAACAAAUCAUUGAAUAGUACAGCUACUGGACAAAAAAAAAAUUAUCCUAAAUUCAUGUGGUUAUUGUUAGUUGUCAAUGGUUCGUUGAUAACUGUUGCAGUUUGCAUUGGAGGCCUAUGCUUCUGGAAAGGAGGUACAGCUUAUAGACCGUAUAUGAGUACAUUACCAGGAAUCCAUACAAAUCAUUCAAGUAGACUUACCUUGAACAGUAUGGAUAGCUCGAAGAGUAAAACCUUAUAUAUGCCGUUUAAAAGGAAACCUCCAGCGUUUUUUGAUUAUUCAUCUGAAAAGUUCAAAGAUUCAAAGUUACCGAUUCUAGAUAACGUUCUCAUACACGAAAAAGAGGUGGAUCUCGGUAAGAGACUAGGAGGCGGACUAUUUGGAGAUACUUACAUUGCUGAAUGGAAAGGAAGAAAGUUAGCUGCAAAAAGAAUAAUAAUCUGCAGUUUCAAGGGUAUGAGUGAUAGAGAUAUGAAGAGAAUAAAGGAUAAUAUUACAUUCUUUAGCCGACAAAGACACAAGAACGUUGAAAGCGUCCUUGGUAUAAUGCUAGACUUGAAGCAGCCAUACGUUCUUAAAGAACAUCUGGAAGGGCAGACACUCAAAGACUUAUUACGAAAUACCGAUGUUCAAUUGAGUUUUCAAAGUGUUCUCAAAUUGAUUGUUGACUUUGGUGUUACGAAGCUGUCACAACAGUUUAGGAGAAAUUGUAAAGAAAGUAAAUGCUUCUGUCAAAACGAAACGUCCGCAUUUCCACAAUCUAUUCGGUGGACUGCACCUGAAAUUCUUGAAGAUCCAAAUAUCUUGGACUCAGAUAUAACUGGUUAUGCAGAUGUCUACUCAUUCGGAAUGGUUUUAUUCGAAGUAAUUUCUUUAGAGAAACCUUUCUACGAAAUAAGCAGUGAGGAUGAAGUAUGCGAAUUAGUUCUUGCUGGUCGAAGACCCUCUCUAAACGUCUUUAAAGGAAAUGUUCUACCACCUUAUUUGGAAAUGAUGCAAUGUUGCUGGUCCAAAAAUGUGCAAUCGCGACCUAACUUUAAGCAGAUUCAAGUGAAAUUGAAAUCAAUAAUUCAAGUUGGCAAUAAGCUUGCAAGUGGAAGAUCUCGUCCAAGAACCGAUAGUGCUGCUUCAGUCCUAAUAUCCGCUUUAAAUUUUUCCUCCUGA
This is a messenger RNA of Dimorphilus gyrociliatus, 1768 nucleotides long. The record is from the annotation of a GenBank genome assembly. Lineage: Eukaryota; Metazoa; Annelida; Polychaeta; Dinophilidae.